GUCCUCUUGUGGCUCUCAGCUGGAGAUGUCUUCAACUCCGCUAAAGGUGUUCAUUCUGGUGCUGGUGCACUGCGGCAAUGGACUAUGCUUCUCAUCGGCAGCGCGGCAACAUCCAAGCUUCCUUGGAUCUCAAGGCACUGGAAUAAGCCGUCCUGGCAGACUACGAAGGCCGCAUGCACCAGCACGGCCCUGUCCGGCCAUCUACAGGCUUCCCUUGCUGCUUAUGAGUGAUGACGAUGCCUCUGACUCGCCACCUGUCAUUGAGCGGCUCCUUAUUGUUGGCGCGAGCAAGAAGUUGGGGCUGGAGGUGGCUCGCCAAGCGCAAGAAAGAUCUCUCAAACAAGAUCCGCAGUUGAUCGGCUCUAUCCACGUGUCUAUUCAGCCCGACAGCGACUCUCCCUUUGCUGACGACGGUGCCCUCCAGAUGCACCGGUGCGACGUGAUGAACCCGCUGGGUGUCAAGUAUCUGCUGACGGAGGUGCGGCCCGAUGUGCUCAUCAGCUGUGUUGGCGGCAGCUGGGACAACGCCUCCAUGUUUGCCGUCCAGGACAAAGAGUCCGUUGACGAGGAGCUCAGUGUCGACUUCGCCGGCAAUCGGCACCUGAUCGACUGUGCGGCUGAACGGGGUGACGUGAGGCACUUUGUGCUGGUGUCGGCUGUGGGGGCGUCUGAGUCUGAAGGGUGGAUUCCCAGCCAGGCCCGGGACAGCUUGAGAGUGUGGCUGAUGAACAAGUCCAAGGCCGAGAGCCACUUGCGCAGAAGCGGGCUGCCCUACACCAUCAUAAGGCCGUGUCCGAUGGACGACAGCCAGGGGGCCGACGCCCGCCACCACCACCACGCCGUCCUCACUGAAGGUACCUACGUGCACAGGGGAUACACACACAGCACAGCGCAGCCCCUCCUCUCCCCCCUCUCCCUCUGUCUCUGUGUGUCCUACCAGGCCCUGAUGUGUACGGCUUGGUGUCCCGGUCCGACGUGGCGAGCAAGAUUUUGGACUGCGUGGGUUCGCGGCGGGCUGUGGUGGGCAAGACUCUGUCGGUGGUCGACACGGAGCGGGUAUUGCAGGCCAACCCGUACGUAAGGGCCCUCGAGGUGUGGGAGAGCGUCCCUUUCAAGGAAUACGUGGUUUAGAUAGAGAGCCUUCUCGUGGGCUCUAGGGGGGGGUUGCAUGAGCUGUAGCUGUCGUCGAAUUUGCGUUAGUUGUGUCGGUCGGUCUGUGGCAUGUAUGUGUGUGUCUGU
This is a messenger RNA of Vitrella brassicaformis, 1239 nucleotides long. The record is from the annotation of a GenBank genome assembly. NCBI's taxonomy places the organism in Eukaryota, Vitrellaceae.